GAGCCACUUGGCGGGAAACACCUGUGCGUGGGAAAGGAAAGCGCGCCAACAUGGCACGAGUGGACUUGAGCGAGAGCGCCGAGCACAUGUACCACCGCCGCCGCGCACAAAGGGACUCGAACGUGUGACUCCUCCAGGGCGAACCACUUCCGACGCCGCUUCCACUCUCAUGCCUCAAAACGGCGCGUAAAAGGGGUUUUCCUACGCCAUGUCGCGGCUGCAACUAGACCCGGCGGCGAGAUUGGUUGAUCCUUUGCAGCUCCCGCAGCUGAUGGCCGCCCAGCAGCAGCAGCGGCAGCAGCAGCCAGCCCCGGCGUGGCCCCCCGAUCCAUUGGGGGCGGCGUGGCCCCCCGAUCCAUUGGGGGCCACGCCAGGGCCGCGCAACUCCACGCCGGCCGGUGCGCCGCAGCAGCAGCACGCCUUCCCCUGGACGAUGACUGUCCUCGCCGUCGUGCUCAUCACCACCAUCGUGGUGGACGUUAUUGGCAACCUGCUUGUCAUCCUGUCCGUUUUCAGGAACAGGAAACUCAGGAAAGCUGGAAACGCGUUCGUAGUGAGCCUGGCGCUGGCUGACCUUUUGGUGGCCGUGUACCCGUAUCCGCUGGUGCUGACGGCAAUCUUCCAUGACGGCUGGAUUGCAGGAUACCUGCACUGCCAGGUGAGCGGCUUCCUGAUGGGCCUGAGUGUGAUCGGCUCCAUCUUCAACAUCACGGGCAUCGCCAUCAACCGCUACUGCUACAUCUGCCACAGCCUCCGCUACGACCGGCUGUUCUCAGGUGCCAACACCAUGUGCUACGUGGCGUUGGUGUGGGCGCUGACCGUACUGGCCAUCGUGCCCAACUGGUUCAUGGAGUCACUGCAGUACGACCCACGCGUCUAUUCAUGCACCUUUGCCCAGUCGGUGAGCUCGGCGUACACCAUCGCCGUGGUGGUGGUCCACUUUGUGCUCCCCAUCGCCAUUGUCAGCUACUGCUACCUGUGCAUCUGGAUGCUGGUCAUCCGCGUGAGGCGCCGCGUCAAACCCGAUUCGCGGCCCAAGCUCAAGCCGCAUGACCUGCGCAACUUCCUCACCAUGUUUGUGGUGUUUGUGCUGUUCGCCGUGUGCUGGGCUCCACUCAACCUCAUCGGCCUGGCGGUGGCGUUGGACUCACGGCUAGGCCUCGCCAUCCCCGAGUGGCUCUUUACUGCCAGCUACUUUAUGGCCUACUUCAACAGUUGCCUCAAUGCCGUCGUCUACGGCGUACUCAACCACAACUUCAGGAAGGAGUACAAGCGCAUCGUGCUCGUCAUCUUCAAGUUCAACUGUUGAGAGCGCGUGGGCGGGAGGGGGCGCCGUUUGAGUCGAACGUUUGAGAUGGACAACACUACUGGGAAGAUGGAGUCACUCUUGUUCUUAGAAAUACCAUCAAGCUGUGAGGAUUUUUGAAUGAGCCUUCCUGGCAAACCGAAAAAAAAGAGAUGUUUAAAAAUGGCGCCAAAGUGUUGGCGCUUUUUAGGAAAUCAUCAAGGUUCAUUUUGAAACUUGCGAGUAAGGGAGAAAAAAUUUGGCCUUUCUUUCAGCAUGAGUUUUUCUUCAAUGCUAUAUUUAAAGACAACCGGAACAAAUGGGCUCAUUGAUUGAUCAAAAGACUUACAUUUAACAAAAUAUCAGUUUAACAAUCACUACAUUUCCCUCAAGCCUCACAUUCUGCAUAUCUGAAUUCAAAGUCCCUUUCUGGAGUCUAAUGCUACAUUCAGGGGCACUGGGAAACAAAAAUGUACAUACUAUAGCAAUGGGAAAACCACAUUAUCGCAUUUCCCACAAGCAUCAGUCGUCACAUUCUGCAUACUGAAUGAUUGCUGAAAUUUUUUCCAACAAAUCUCCUUACAUCUCACUCUGCUGAUUUAAGGAAACUGGGGAGGGCAUUCCAAACAUCUUGGUUUAAAAAAUAAAUCUAGUAUUAUAAUAAAAAAUCACUUUGUUCCGGGUUCUGACAACAUUGACUUCACAUUCGCUUACUGUUAUUAGAUGCUGGCUUGAAGGACACUGGGGAAACGGAAACUAAACUACUAGCGGUAGUACAAGUAACACGUUAUUUGUAUCUUCACUACAUUCCCCACAAGCUUCACUCGCUGCAUCCUACCAAGAAACCUGGGAAAGCAGAAAAUUCAGCUUGAGGUAAUCAGACUUAUAUGAAUGGACCAUCAAUAGGCCCGUUGCUGAUCCCUGCUUAAACAAUUCACGACAAGCAUUUGCAUAGUUGCUUUCUGAUUUUGUCAUUUUUAUAAGAUUACAGUCAAUUUUUGAUCCCAUCAGCUUCUUCAUGGGAUUUCACAUUUUAGAGGAGGCUUAUGUAUUUAUCAUAUGCUUUUAUUGUGUGUGAGUAACAAGUGUGUUUUCAAAAACAAUUGUAAACUGUCAAGAUGAGAUACACUCACAGUGCAUCACCGCCGCGUGGAACUCUACCCAGGAACUAGGACCUCUUUGGGGACCAUUUCUAAAUGUAAUUUUGAAACCCUUCCGAGCAGGGUAGACAAGAAUCGAUAUUUUUGGCACGGUCUGAUCAAAGCUUGAAGAUGGAAGGAACUACAAGUAGCAAAAACAUAAGGUUCCAAAAAUUUUAAGUGUACCUAUAACCAAAUGAUGUGGUUCAUGGGCCAAAAUGAGGUUGUACUUUUGAAAGGUGCAAAAACCUAACUAACAAGAACCUGGUUCUCAGAACUAAAUCUGACUGGAACAUUUUAGUUUCAGAAAGUUCAGUAACUGAGAACUAAAAGAUAAAAAAAAAAAAAAAAAAGUGGAAAUGCAGACUGUGAGCAGUCGCCAUGGAAGUGUCUGUGUGUUUACACGAUUUUAAUCAAACUUUUUUUCGGGAAAAAAAUAGCCUCAACUUUGGUCUAAAAAGUGAAUAUGGAAUGUUCAAAUAAAUAUAAAAGGUUUGUAAAUAGGAUUGUCGUAGGGACAUUUUCAAAUGUCAACAUUUUUGAAAUUCUACUAGGUGAUGAUCCUCCCUCUGCCAUACACACUGUG
Syngnathus typhle (broad-nosed pipefish) is the source of this 3010-nucleotide messenger RNA. RefSeq names its product melatonin receptor type 1A like (gene mtnr1al). NCBI's taxonomy places the organism in Eukaryota, Metazoa, Chordata, Actinopteri, Syngnathiformes, Syngnathidae. Gene Ontology annotation, cellular component: membrane. Gene Ontology annotation, molecular function: melatonin receptor activity. Gene Ontology annotation, biological process: G protein-coupled receptor signaling pathway. The transcript has 3 exons. The record is from RefSeq and is a predicted model, not a curated record. Bases 209 to 1309 code for a protein of 366 amino acids.